Messenger RNA from Octopus sinensis (East Asian common octopus), 798 nucleotides. RefSeq names its product cyclin-B2-1-like. The coding region runs from base 1 to 798 and encodes 265 amino acids. NCBI's taxonomy places the organism in Eukaryota, Metazoa, Mollusca, Cephalopoda, Octopoda, Octopodidae. The record is from RefSeq and is a predicted model, not a curated record. The transcript is spliced from 2 exons. Gene Ontology annotation, cellular component: cyclin-dependent protein kinase holoenzyme complex; nucleus; cytoplasm. Gene Ontology annotation, molecular function: cyclin-dependent protein serine/threonine kinase regulator activity. Gene Ontology annotation, biological process: regulation of cyclin-dependent protein serine/threonine kinase activity; mitotic cell cycle phase transition.
AUGUCGUGGAAAGAUGUUAUGAAUAAUUUAAGUGGGUUUUAUGAACGAGAACAGCAGCAGAAAAAAGUAAGGAAUUAUUUGGAAAACCAAUCAUUUACUGCAGAAGAUCGUGCGGCAGUGAUCGACUGGAUGGUAGCUUGUGUAGAUCAUUAUGUAGUUUCUUUCGAAGUCUUUUAUCUUGCAGUUUCUUAUUUUGAUAUAUACAUGUCUGGAAAAGACACAAAACUAAUUACUUCCUCUAAGCUGCAAUGUCUCGGAGCCUCAUGUCUUUGGAUUGCUUUUACUCAGUUAUCUCAAGACCAGGAUAAACUGGAAAAUUUUCUGGAUAUGGUAUCGGUCACAGACCCUCACUCUAGUGAAAAGGAUCUUUAUGACAUGUUUAGUCAUAUUAUGAAUCGAUUCCACUACAAAACGUAUUUAAUAACACCGUAUAAUUUUCUAAUGAGCUUCAUUUUUAUUCUCCGUUUGGAACGUCAUCACAAUCUGACCUGGAUGUCACGUUAUAUACUGGAGCUAGCGCAAUACGAUGCGGAUAUUUGUGUAACAAAUAGGUUUAGACCGAGUCUUAUAGCAACAGCUGCUCUUUACACAGGAUUAGUAGCUUUGAGACUCACUGUUGAAUGGAUCUCUGACUUGUCUAUUUUAACACCGUAUACUGGAAGGGAAUACGAAUUAAAAAUUGUUCAUCGUCGAAUGUUGAAAUUAUUAAAAAUCGCUUCUCCAUACAUAUAUAGAACUAAUGAACAGAGUAAAGCUUUCAAGUUCUUUGGAUUCAAUCCUCCAAAGUAUUUUCAAUAA